Knipowitschia caucasica is the source of this 720-nucleotide messenger RNA. The record is from the annotation of a GenBank genome assembly. Lineage: Eukaryota; Metazoa; Chordata; Actinopteri; Gobiiformes; Gobiidae.
AUGGACCAGCUGCUGAAGAUUGGGGAGCAAGUUGUUAAAGAUGAAGUGGACCUGUUCCUGUGCCAAAAGGUGAUCCACCCAGUUCUGCAGCAAUAUCUGAGGGACAACAGCAUCAUCGUGAUUGAGAGAUUGGGAAUUAAUUCAAUGGAGCCAGUUAUUCAGCUUACAGGUUCUCAACCAGUUGCCACACUGCACAUUAUCCCACCCAGUGCUUAUGGAAACAUAAAAGAAAUUACUAUUAAACAUUUGGGAUCCAAGACAAUGCUGCAUUUAAUUCCAGCUGAGGAGGCUACUGUCUGCACACUCAUCCUCUGUCACAGAACUGAGACCAUGCUAAAUGAGUUAAAGGCAGCAUGUGAGAAGGCAGAUCACGUGCUAAGACUGACGCUAAAAGAUCCGUUUGCCCUUUUUGGAGGAGGCUGCUCAGAAACACAUCUCGCUGCCUGUAUCAGACACAAGAGCAAAUCCAUUGCCAUGAACGUCCCGUCGAUGCUUGGAUGUACGCAGGGGGAGUACUUGCUUGCUGCGGAGGGAUUCUGCCGCUCUUUGGACUCUGUGGCAGCUGCUUUGGAUCAUGAUAGUGGGCGUUCUUUGACUGACCUGACUCACGCUCACCACUGGACACUACCCACUGAAGCCACAACAGACGAACUGGACCUAACAUUGAGUGCAUGUAGCCGUGAGAGGAGAGAAUGUUGUGUUGGAUUCCUUCACCGCUAA